Gasterosteus aculeatus aculeatus (three-spined stickleback) is the source of this 1374-nucleotide messenger RNA. RefSeq names its product chromosome X C15orf61 homolog (gene cxh15orf61). NCBI's taxonomy places the organism in Eukaryota, Metazoa, Chordata, Actinopteri, Perciformes, Gasterosteidae. The record is from RefSeq and is a predicted model, not a curated record.
UCUUACCGGAGGAAUCUAGCAGGAGCACCAGGUCAGAGCGAACAAGCCUUUACAACACAACAGCUCUUAAAACAGAAGCUCUUUUGAAAGGUCCCUUUGCUACUCGUGUGUGUGUGUGUGUGUGUGUGUGUGUGUUUAGCAUGUGCUUCCGGACGUGUAGCGGGAUAUAUUCAGCAGAGAGCCCGUCAUUUAGCAUACGAACACGGACGGUCUGGUUUGCUAACUUUAGCGUCCCGCUGCUUUAACAGAACCGCACAUGCAGCUGUAGUAAAUCGUCUGUUGAUGUCAUCCAUGGCGGCUAACCAGAGCUCCGCGUGCGAGUAAUUUGCGCUCAGUCCAGCUGAAAAGCAACGGCAGGAAAGGACGAAUCCCUCCUACGUGUCACGCGAAGUCAUGAAGGGCUUUUUGAGGAAGAUCCACGGCCUCUUUCUAAAGAUCGCCCUCUUCCCGAGCUCGUUCGGCCACACGGGCCCUCGGCCAGCGGCCUCGGAGGUGCUGACCUGCCACCUGCUGCAGCGCAAACUCCCGCCGUGGACUUCGUUCUGUGUCCGCUACAGCUCCGUUCACAAUGACCAGUUCGGACUGUCCAACUUUAACUGGAGAGUCCAGGGGUCCAACUACCAGAUACUGAGAACCGGCUGUUUCCCCUUUAUAAAAUACCACUGCUCCAAGGCUCCUCCACACAACCUGCACUUUGAGGACACAUUUUUCACCAUUUUGAAAGUUAUUAAUCUGGGCAUCCCUUGUCUGGCCUACGGCCUCGGCUGCUGGAUGGUGGCGGGAGCUGCAGAAACGGUGCAGACGAGCGUUGGACCCGUCACAGUCUAUUUUGCCUACAAAGAAGACGAAGGCGCACAGUACUGAACCACGAAUACAAGUAUUUUUAGUGUAUUUGCAAUAUGCAGUUUUUGCAAAACAGUUCAACUGUUCUGGUGGACAUACUCACUGACUAAGAUGUGCUCUCAUUGUCUGACUGCACACGAGUGUUUGUGUUUCAUUAUUUAAGAUUUAGGAGUUUCAGUUGAGUCAGUGAUGCGCGUCGUUACACUGACACACAAUACUCGCGGUGUUGUAUUCGGAGAGCAAACUUUUAACAUUUGAUGGAAAGUUAAGGACAAUCCACUAAAAAAGAAAGACUUUUCCUGGAUGUUUCGUAAAACGAUGUUAAUGAACGUUGUAUCUGUCUCCAGUGCACAUGUCUUCAGAGUAAAAGCAUUGUGAAAGUACAUACAUGACUGCGAUGAUUUGCCUUUAAACACCCGUCUGGCUCAUAAGGUUCAGAAAGCUUCUGAAGACUCUUAAAAAAAUAUUCAUUUUUGUCCAUAAUAAUUUUCUACAUUAAAUAUAUUAAGCGGAAUUGUUUAUUUUACUCCA